AUGACGCUCAUAUGUCUCUACGGUCUACCUGCAUCCGGCAAAACUACGCUCGUUCGACGAAUUUCCGAGAGAAUAUCAACAAAUGUCUUCUCGUUCGACCUGCUGCCGAUUGAGUCAACGAUUUACGCGGAGUACCGGAAGAAAUGUGAGCAAGAAGUCAGGCAUUAUUUGGAACUACACAGCGAAACGAUAAGAGGCAAGAAAGCGGUGGUCAUUGUCGAUGAUGUAUGCUACCUGAGGAGCAUGAGAAGAGUCUUUCACCGAAUGGCCAACAAAUUUGGGCUGAAUUUCGUCUCAAUUUGUGUAAGCUGCAGUUUGGCAGAUUGUUUGACACGAAAUGCCAAAAGACGGUCCCCACAGCAAGUUGAGGAGCAAACGAUUCGCAGACUUAAUGAAGCAUUAGAGAUUUCGGAUGAUUCGUGGAUCUACAAUGAGAACUUGGAUGACUUGAUGAAUUACGUUAAUUCAUUGCCGUUACUGGACCUACCCACUACGGAUUUACCCUCGCAUGAUGGCCAAAACUCUGUUUGUGACGUCGAUAUGAUCUCUCGAGAAGCCGUUGCAAAAAUACGAUUGAGUUUCGAGUCGUUUGAUGGAAGAACGAUGAGUCAACUGAGGAAAGAAUUUGUUGCCGAGUUUAAAAAGAAGAAGAUAACAUUUGAAGAUGCAUCGGACUUGCUUUUGGAACGGUACAAGCUAAAGGUCGGA
Molecule: messenger RNA, 708 nt
Organism: Mesorhabditis belari
Lineage: Eukaryota; Metazoa; Nematoda; Chromadorea; Rhabditida; Rhabditidae
Source: the annotation of a GenBank genome assembly